UACUGAUGCAUGAAAGAAAAUGGAGACUGUUAGCAACCUCAGCCUUGUCUGGAGUUCCCUGGACGAGAAUCUGUAUAUAAGGAUGCAGUGUGAAUGAAACCUCAGAACAAAGCACGCAGUUGAAGUUCAGAAUGGCUCGUAACGUGGCAGUGACCUCCCUCCUCGUGGCUCUGUGCCUCGUAGCAGCAGUUGCUGGACACAGAAGCUACGGUUCCGGCGGACACAGACCUUUUGGCAGUGUCCAUUCAUCUGCUGGUAUCCACGGAGGUAGCGCUCAUGGCGUAGGACUCGUAGGCUCUGGCAUCCAUGGCGCAGGUCUCGUAGGCUCUGGCAUCCACGGCGCUGGAUCCUUCAACCCCACUCAUUUCCCUGGUCUUGUGCCUGGUUUCGGCUUCCACCUCAACCAACCCGUGUCUGGAUACAACAAGUGCAAGUACUGGUGCAGGAGUAGCUAUACCCGACAGUAUUACUGCUGCCAACAGUCUUAUUAUGGCUAGAUUUAUAGUUCAGUAUUGUACUGACUAUACCGUGGACGAACCAGUUUCUCUUAUGUUGACAAAAUUGUUUGCUGUUUCUCAAAUAAAGAGUAUGUAAUCAUA
Molecule: messenger RNA, 599 nt
Organism: Penaeus chinensis
Lineage: Eukaryota; Metazoa; Arthropoda; Malacostraca; Decapoda; Penaeidae
Exons: 2
Coding region: 132-497 (121 amino acids)
Source: RefSeq, a predicted model, not a curated record